ACUAUGUGUGAGCGAGGCUGAAUGGAGGCAGCCUCUUCCUGGUGGAUAAACAGUGACAGCUACAGGGCAGCCACCUAGACCCAGCACGCAGGCUCUGGCGCUGCCCUGGCAAACAACACCAAAAUGGCUUCAGACAGUACACACAUCGCGCAGUUGACUUCUGAACUGUACUUCCUAAUAGCCCGAUUUCUAGAAGCUGGACCGUGCCAAAAAGCAGCCGAGACCCUGAUAAGGGAGGUGGAGGAGAAGGAGCUGCUUCCCAAAAGGCUGGACUGGACAGGGCUGGAACACCCCGGGACAUACGAAAAUUUGGUCAAACUCUACAGACACAUCAGCCCAGACCACCUGCUGCAGGUGUGCACCAGAGUCUGUCCCCUGCUGGAAAGGGAGGUCCCUGCCAGCGUGCCUGGACUCACCAGUCUUUUGGGGGCCGGCCGACAGAAUCUCCUCCGCACCAGCAAGAGUUGCAAGCAUGUCGUGUGGAAGGGUUCAGCACUGGCCGCUCUGCAUUGUGGAAGACCACCCGAGCCUCCUAUUAUUUAUGGGAGCCCCCCCAACAUAGUGGAGACGAGCUACAGCCGCCGGCUGAACGGCUCCUACCGUCUGCGGCAGCUGGUGCCCACGGCUGUGUACCAACACAUGAAGAUGCACAAGAGGAUCUUGGGACAUCUGUCGUCAGUGUACUGUGUGACGUUUGACCGGACGGGGCGACGCAUCUUCACCGGCUCAGACGACUGCCUCGUGAAGAUCUGGGGUACAGACCAUGGGCGUCUGCUGGCAACCCUGCGUGGCCACGCCGCUGAGAUUUCUGACAUGGCCGUCAGCUAUGAGAACACCAUGAUUGCUGCAGGAUCCUGUGACAAGACCAUCAGAGUGUGGUGUUUACAGACCUGCGCCCCUUUGGCGGUACUGGAGGGACACGCAGCGUCCAUCACCUCGCUGCAGUUCUCGCCUCUUUGUAGUGGCUCCAAGCGCUACCUGUCCUCCACCGGAGCCGAUGGCACCAUCUGCUUCUGGCAGUGGGAUGCUCGUACGCUCAAGUUUGGCCAGAGGCCCAGUAAAUUCACAGAGCGCUCCAGGCCUGGUGUCCAGAUGAUCUGCUCCUCCUUCAGUGCAGGUGGGAUGUUCCUCGCCACAGGAAGCACUGAUCACAUCAUCAGGGUGUACUACUUUGGGUCGGGUCAACCAGAAAAGAUUUCUGAGCUUGAAUCCCACACUGACAAAGUUGACAGCAUCCAAUUUUCACAUUGCAGCGACAGGUUUGUGAGCGGCAGCAGGGAUGGUACAGCUCGAAUCUGGCAGCUGCAGCCUCAGGGUUGGAGGAGCGUUCUGCUGGACAUGCAGACCAAAUUACCGGGGAAGUACAACCCCCCUCCACUUGAAGACAAGGUGACUAAGCUGAAAGUUACCAUGGUAGCAUGGGAUCGCCAUGACAGUACAGUGAUCACAGCAGCCAAUAAUCUGACGCUGAAGGUGUGGAACUCCAUCACAGGGAACUUGGUCCAUGUGUUAAUGGGUCAUGAGGAUGAGGUAUUCGUCCUGGAGCCGCAUCCUUUUGAUCCAAGAAUCCUGUUCUCUGCUGGGCAUGAUGGGAAUUGCAUCGUGUGGGACCUGGCCAGAGGAGUAAAGAUCCGCUCAUACUUCAACAUGAUUGAGGGCCAAGGGCAUGGAGCAUUAUUUGACUGCAAAUGCAGCCCUGAUGGGCAGCACUUUGCAGCCACAGAUUCCCACGGUCACCUGCUCAUCUUUGGCUUUGGCUCCAGCAGCAAGUAUGAUAAGAUUGCAGACCAGAUGUUCUUCCACACUGACUACCGGCCACUUAUCCGAGACGCCAACAAUUAUGUGCUGGAUGAGCAAACUCAGCAGGCUCCACACCUAAUGCCUCCUCCCUUCCUGGUAGAUGUGGAUGGGAAUCCUCACCCCCCGAGAUACCAGCGACUGGUGCCCGGCAGGGAGGGCUGCAGAGAUGAGCAGCUGAUUCCUCAGAUGGGGGUCACUUCUUCUGGCCUGAACCAAGUGGUGAGCGAGCAGGCGGUGGAUGGGCCCAGUCCUCUGGACACCAUGAUUCAGAGGCUGCAGCAGGAACAGGACCAAAGGCUGGGAACCAACGAUGCCUCUGCUUCCACUAGGGCUACCAGAGGAUCUGUAGGUUCACCCACAGAGGUACACUCCCCACCCAAUGUUGGUCUCCGACGCAGCGGACAGAUUGAGGGUGUCCGACAGAUGCACAGCAACGCCCCUCGCAGCCAGAUGGCCACAGAGGGAGACCUGGUGGCCUGGAGCCGCAGAGUGCUGGUCCCUGAACUGGAGGACGCCUCAGUCAGGAGGCAGGUGACCUGGCGCGAAGCUAAAGGAGAAGAGGAGAUCAAUAUUUAUCAGUCAGAAAGGAGGAGACGUACAAUCCACUCUCUCCCCAAAGAGAGCAGGGUUCAUCCAACAUCAGAAUGCGUUGUGGAGGAAGGGAGGAAGAGCCAGGGGAACCACGGCUAUCACACUCGAGCAACCAUGGAAGAGACCAGCCGUCAGAGUGCUGAGGGUGCUGAUGACGAUGAAAGCACCUCAGAGGGUGAAGUGGAGGUUCGUCAAAUUAACGGACACUCCUCAGAGGAUGAGAAGGAUGAGGAAGAAAAGGAGCCCUGGCCAGAUGACCACAGCAGUUCAAGCGAUUACUCCAGCGAUUAUUCUGACUGGACCGCGGAUGCAGGGAUCAACCUGGAGCCACCCAAGAAGAGCGUCAAGGUGAAAAAGAAAAGCAGUGGCUCUGAGGAGGAUGCAGAGAAGAAGAGGGAGGGGAAGAAGGAGAAGAAGAAAGACAAACCAGACAAAGAUGGUGCAUUGCCAAAGAAGAAAAAGCCAAAGGAGAAGAGGAAGAGGACUGAGUUUCAGGAGCAAGGUCUAACCCUGGAAGAAUGGCUUCCCUCUGCCUGGAUCACAGACACAGUCCCCAGGAGAUGCCCUUACAUACCCCAGAUGGGAGACGAGGUGUACUACUUCCGACAGGGUCAUGAAGCUUAUGUGGAAAUGGCCAAACAAAAAAAGAUUUUCAGCAUCAACCCUAAGAAACAGCCAUGGCACAAGAUGGAACUACGGGAGCAGGAGUUGAUGAAGAUAGUUGGCAUCAAGUAUGAGGUUGGUUUGCCCACUCUGUGCUGUCUGAAGCUUGCUUUUUUGGACCCUGACUCUGGCAAACUGACAGGUGGAUCAUUCUCCAUGAAGUACCACGACAUGCCGGAUGUAAUUGACUUCCUGGUUUUGCGGCAGCAGUUUGACAACGCCAGAAAGAGGCAGUGGAGUAUAGGUGACAGGUUUAGGUCAGUGAUUGAUGAUGCCUGGUGGUUUGGGACCAUUGAGAGCCAGGAGCCCUACCAGUCCCAGUAUCCUGACAGCUUGUUCCAGUGCUAUAAUGUCUGCUGGGAUAAUGGAGACACAGAGAAGAUGAGUCCUUGGGACAUGGAGCUCAUCCCUGAUGAUGCCACAUUUCCUGAUGAGUUGGGCCUGAGCGUCCCGCUGACUGAGGAGGAGCAGAAGGAGCUGCUGUACGUCCCUCUGGAUGGAGAAUGGGGCUGCCGCAUGCGCUCAGAAGAGUGUGAACGCAUCAUCAAGGCCAUCGACCAGCUUUGUACACUUGAUGUGGCAGCACCAUUUUCCUUCCCGGUGGACCUUCAGGCUUACCCGACAUACUGCACUGUGGUGGCCUAUGUCACUGACCUCAGCACCAUACGCCAAAGGCUGGUGAAUCGCUUCUACAGACGGCUUUCCUCUCUGAUGUGGGAGGUGCGUUACAUAGAACACAACGCACAGACGUUCAACGAGCCGGGAUCUUUCAUCGUCACCACCGCUAAGUUCUGCUCUGACCUCAUGCUGGCGUUCAUCAAGGACCAAAGUCUAACAGACCUCAUGCCUCUCCACAAAACUAUGAAGAAGGCCACCUUCUCGGACUCUGAAGAUGAGGAUGAUGAAGAAGAGGAUGAAGACAUUAAUACUCCUGGAACAUCCACAAGAAACAAUAAGGGCCGUCGACCCAUGCAACGCCAACUGCGAACUCGUCCUCCACUGUACGAUCCUCAUGCCUGGAGAGGACGCUGUAAAGAGUUGUUGGAUCUCAUUUUUCAGUGUGAAGAUUCUGAGCCCUUCAGAGAACCUGUGGACCUACAAGAAUACCCGGACUACCUGCAAAUAGUCGACUCACCAAUGGACUUUGGGACGGUUCUUAAAACGCUGACUGAAGGAAAGUACCAGUCUCCCAUUGAGCUCUGCAAAGAUGUCAGGCUCAUUUUUAGCAAUUCCAAAGCUUACACGCCCAGUAAGAAGUCCCGGAUAUACAGCAUGAGUCUGAGGCUUUCUGCACUGUUCGAGGAGCAUGUAAGCUCCAUCCUAGCUGACUACAAGGCCAUCCAUGGCCUGACAGAUAAACUGACCAGACAGGGCACAGACAGACAGACACGACACACUGCAGACAGACAAACACGGCACGCAAUGAAGAGGAGGAGGAGGAGGAGCGAGUCCCCUGCCAGCAGCAAUGCAUCCAGCCCAGAGAGGAAGAGGCGGGUAUCGUCCAGGGUGACUGGAAAGAGGGAGCCAUCCCCAGCUCCUUCACGGCCCUCCUCUUCAAGACAGAGCGUCCCACAGAAAACACCACCUCAGCUGGUCAACGGCAGGGUGGAUACACCAGCUUCAGGGCGUACACGUAGCGCUGCACGCCAGCAUACGAACUCUUCCCCAUCAUCAAAUACCAUCACAAACAACACGCCGAGCACAGCAGAAUCUUCUCGCACGUUGCGGGCUCAUAAUUCUGUGUCAGCUUCAGCUCCCCCGGCUCCUGAAAAGCAGACACUCUCCCAACCCACAGAGAGUAGUGGUGGAAGCACUCGCCGGAAACUCAGGACGCCUGUGCGACACACACCUGGCUCUCCUGUCAACCCAUCGUCUCAGAGCACAGUCCACCUGAACGGCCACAGUAGCCAUGUGACGCUAGGUGUAGGGAGAAGGGGACGGAAGUCCAGAGUGGACUCGCCGGCGAGCCCCCAAGAAGUCACGUCCCCACCCAGCCCUUCCAGACCCCGAGGUCGCCCACCCGGCAAGAAGAGAGGCAGAAAGAGCAAGCAGGACCUCGGAGAGAUGAGGCAAAGCAGCAAUCGUAGGAGCUCCACUCCUGACGAUGAGCUCGACCACUCCACAGGUGAUGAAGGAGGCGCGUCCUCCACGCAGGAAACUUCACUGCUGUCAGACUCUGGUGCAACAUCAACGCCCAGGCGGCGAGGUCGUCCCCGAGCAGUAAGAACUGAGAAAGCUGCCCCUCCUGCAGAGUCCCCUGAGCCUUCACCGCUGAGGAGGAGCAGCAGGAGAGCCAACGAGGAAGUCACGCCUCCUCUCCAGGCUGUCUCUCAACGAUCCAAUCGGAAAGAGCCCACAAAGGAGGAGGCAGGGGAGGGGGGAGUUGGGUCCAUGCGCACACGUAACCAGGGACGACGGUCAGCCUGGUACAUGGAGGAGGAUUCUGAGGAGGAGCAGAGGCAGCUGCUGUUUGAGGACUCAUCAAUAACCUUUGGCACCUCCUCAAAGGGGCGUGUCCGCAAACUGACAGAAAAGGCCAAAGCCAACCUCAUAGGCUGGUAACAGAACAGAUGCACAAGCCUGAGCGCUUGGCGAGAGAAUAAAACUGAGAUUUCUGAGCUGACGCUGCAGAGGAGUCAAAGAAUCCGUGUUGUAUGGGUUUCUGUGUGCAUAUAUGUCUGUGAGCAUGUGGGAAGCCACCGGUACAGCUAAUUCACGCCGUGGAGAGAAACUCUGCCUCUGACCCCACCCCCCUCCCUGCCCAGUAAGCAAAUCAACACGGCAUGUUCACUUGUUCCAACUCCUCCUAUGUUAUUGAUCCAUGUUGGAUCCCACAGGAGCUUGUGGAGUCUCAUGUUGGUGGCGGUGUGCCUCACCUCUGUCCAGUGAACACCUCUUAAACACAGUUUGCUGUCAGAUUGUGUGAAAGAGAAGUGAAACAGACUUGCAGUACUUGAAAAAAAUCACAAGGAAUCACAAGGAGACCAGAUCUUAUUUCAAUCUUAAUAUUUUUGAGGACCUUUCAAGUGUCUCCACUGGGAAGGUGAAAGAUGCCCAUGGAGCUGAAAUUGUUAGGUCAGGGAUUGACUACAGACCCCCAGACUAACAGCAUCCUUCAUUGUUCCUGCUCUCUGUUUUUCUGUUUCCUUUUAUACAACCUGCUCUCUGCUCUGCUUUUUCUAAUAUUUGUACGUGAUGAUCAGCUCUGUUUCUGAAGGUCUUACACGUUGGCUGACCUGAGUGUGUCUGUCUGCGCUAAAAUACCAAAUGGUGUACCUUUGUUGGUACUGUAGAUCUGUUGAUUUUUCUUUUUCUUUUGCAUGUUAAUUACUUUUAUUUCUUUACAGAAGCUGUUUUUACUGUAAGGAAGAGCAAAAGGAUGCAUGGGUGAAGAGUCAUUUACAGUAUGUCUCUAUAGAUCAUGUUUCAGUGCGUCUUCAACAUUAGCAAUACCUUGUGCCUUUAUGUCUAUCGUAAAUGUGUGUGCUUGCGUGCGUGCAUGGCCUCUCCAUGUGCCUGUCUGUGUAUGAAUGCAAGUUGCGACUAUAACGAGUGUGUGUCAUUGAAGAAGUUGUGUGAGUGUGUGUGUGUGCUUUUUAUAACACAAGUGAGCGUGACAUUCACUUGGAGCGUACAAACAGUGGCAUACAGUUUGAUCGUUGUGAAACCUCUCAAAGAAAUGUAUUUAUAGCAGCCCAAAAAGAAUUUACCGUUGUUGUAAGCAUACCAUUAUUCAUGUGGAUAUAUCGUCCUAUAACCAACCUUUUUUUCCUCAGUUUCUACCUAAGGUACAGAGAGUGGAGCUUUUGGGUAAUUAGCUUUGAGAUGUACUUAACCACAGACCGGUUAUCACCGCAGUCCGAGGGGAGCAACUUUGUUUUGUUUUUUUUUUCUUAGUUUGUUUGUUUUUUUUUUAUAUAAGCUUUUAAAAUGUUGUGGUGACACGUGCACACAUAUUACACAAACAGUUCGGUUUUGCAUGCUCUAGCCUUUUCUCACGCCUGAAGGAAAUGGGAUGGAGUCAGAUCGAGCUGGAUGUGGUUGGAAAGCUAACUGGAGAAAGCCUAGUCUUAGAUUCACCUGUCUGAUUGUGUGCCUUUGCUAUUCUGGCAUAUUGAAUUUAUUUUAUUUUUUUUAUUUUUUUCUCACUUUGGAGUCUUUUUUUUUGUUUUGUUUUUUUUUUUUGUUUCUUUGUUUUUGGACUUCCUGGUUCAGAGAACUGGAUUUUGGGGACCCAACCGGACCUUACAUGCAUGUACUAAGGGGCUAACAGAGGAGAGAAAAGACAGAAAUUUCUAAUCUGACAGGGGAUGGAAGAAUUAUGUCACUUUGUUCACACAAACUUUAUAGAUAGUUUAUAAAGAUAGCUGCAUCCUGUUCUUUUUCUCUUUUUUUCCUGAUCCCCAGCGCAGAGCACAUGAAUGCCAAAUUCUGAGAGUUUAAUCGUUUUGUAGGGCUGACUGGGGGAGAACUGGAUGGUAGCAUCUAUAUACACCUGGUUCAUCUCAUAGGUCACACAUUACUAAACAUAUAUCUCAUCUGUUUAUUAUUGUUCGUGUUGUUUUUGUAAUGGAUUUUUUUUUUUGUCAAUGCCAAAUUCUGUCUUUGGGCACUGAAGUUUUAGAACAUGGCUUUUGAAUGUCUUUGUUUUCUUAAAGAGUUUUAUCGUCUCCAUAGUGGGUGUUCCUUUACAUAUAACGUGUUUGUUUUCUGUCUCUGCCAUACAAGAUAAUAUAUCAGUGUCUAGAUAUGUGGAAAUUAAUGGUGGGUUUUCUCUGCUACACGUUUCAAGAAAUGAUUCACAACACUUUGUUUAUAAUGUGUACAUGAAGAGUUUAUUUUCCACCUCAAUUGUUUUAAAGGACUCUCUCCUUCCUCUGAACGACAGAUGUGAAAGUACAUUUUAUUGUUAUUAAGGCUGAUAUCUUUACCAAUGGAAAAUAUUUAUUUUGUGGGCAGCAUUUUGUUGGUUUUACUGUUUGUUCUAAACUCUAAACUCUUCAUAUGCACAUAAAGACUUUUCAUUGGGUUGUUUAUAUUCCACUAAAACAAAAAAGACAUUUAUACAUUAUAUAUGCACAGAUGAUCAUGAGUAGGAAACAAAAUUGUUGAGCCAGGCUUCUUAAAUUUGAGGUAUAAAUUUAUUCUAAAGAAGUUUACAUAAGCUCAUAUAAAAAUGAAUUAUAUAAUUGAUUGGUAAAUGGCACCUUUUGGCUCAUUAGAUCAAAUUAAUUUUAAUCAGCAACAUGUGCCUACAUUUUUUUACAGGAUUUCCAUCGUUCUUUUAUUAAAUUUAAGAUUCAUUUUAUUUAAAAAGUUUUAAUGAAAAGGUCUAGCAAUUAAGAACGGCACUUCUACAGCAUUUUGGAGUUCACAAAACCAUUAAAACCAUUUAUUCUCUUUAUUUAUGUGGCAGAGUUGUUGGUUGUGGCCCCUGACUGAACAUUUCAGUGUUUGGUAAGAGGUUAAAGGUCACUGCAUGUGUGUGUGAGUGUGAGAGAGAGAGAGUGUGUGAAGUGGGCUGCAUGUGAUCCACCAGAAAGGAGUUUGGGAUUUUUAAGGAGGCACAGGAUGGGAUAUGAGGAACAGGAAGGGAGGGGAAUGGGGUCCGUCUUGUGUGAACUGAUUGACGAAGUUGUCUUUGUUAGUUUGGAUACUUUUUUAUAUAUAAAGGAAUUAAUGCAAAAAAGAAGCAUAAAACCUAGAAUGUAUGUGUAGGGGAGUUCUGCUGUCCUGUUAGUUCAUACCGAUAUUUUAAGUAAAUAAACCGUUGUGUUUCCAUAUCUA
This is a messenger RNA of Melanotaenia boesemani (Boeseman's rainbowfish), 8841 nucleotides long. It is a transcript of the gene phip, whose product is annotated as pleckstrin homology domain interacting protein. The transcript is spliced from 40 exons. The record is from RefSeq and is a predicted model, not a curated record. Bases 124 to 5616 code for a protein of 1830 amino acids. Gene Ontology annotation, biological process: cytoskeleton organization; regulation of transcription by RNA polymerase II; regulation of cell shape. Gene Ontology annotation, molecular function: protein binding. NCBI's taxonomy places the organism in Eukaryota, Metazoa, Chordata, Actinopteri, Atheriniformes, Melanotaeniidae. Gene Ontology annotation, cellular component: nucleus.